AUGUCAGAUUUUGAAGCGCUUUUACAAUUCAAUCGGAAAAGAGUAUCGCGGGAUAUGGUUGAAUUUUUAGAAGCCACCACCCAAUCUGUCGUCAGUGUCAGCGUUCAAGAUUCAAACAGACAAGCCAAACCGGUAGUAUCAUUGGCGGAAUUUAUCCAAGGUCUAGUGACGCAGUCUAAUGUGCAAGUGCCGACCUUAAUGUCAACAACCAUUUAUCUGAGCAAACUCAGAGCCAUAAUGCCUUUCAAUGUGCAUGGGAUAGAAACAACAAAGCAUCGCAUUUUCCUAGGUUGCCUGAUAGUGGCAGCUAAAACUUUGAACGACUCUAGUCCGCUGAAUCGUCACUGGGCUUCUUAUACUAAUGGACUUUUAAACACUCGCGAAGUCAACACUCUGGAGCGUGAACUUCUGGAAUACUUCGAUUGGAACCUCAAUUUUACGACCCCCGAGCUUAUCACUUGUCUUGCGCCGUUGCUAGCACCGAUAAAAGCUCAGAUCUCCUCACAACGUCAAGAAAUGCUAUAUUUCAAUUUACCUUCCCUACCGCAGUCGAAGAUAGGCCAUUACAACGCUGAAAUGGAUACUCGCUCUCUCAGCAGCAUGUCGCUUCCUUCGUUGAUCUCGAGUGCAACAAUGUCGACAAUUUCGACAAAGGAUUCGAGAGAAUCGCGAAAAACGCCCAUGAUUCCUACUUCCAGGUCUACACAAUUACGCCGACCAGAUAAUGGCAGCCCGAUCACCUCCAAGAGCCCUUCGAAACAAUCUACUGCACAAUAUGAAAAAAGUCGUCUUGCUAGGCCUAUCAUUAUAAAAACUGGCUUGCCCACACCUACUGAGCAUAGCACCGAUUCUACACAGUUUGGAAAGAGGUCGCGAUGGGCUUCAGUCAUGAGAUAA
This is a messenger RNA of Lachancea lanzarotensis, 897 nucleotides long. RefSeq names its product LALA0S05e04324g1_1 (gene PCL2). Lineage: Eukaryota; Fungi; Ascomycota; Saccharomycetes; Saccharomycetales; Saccharomycetaceae. The coding region runs from base 1 to 897 and encodes 298 amino acids. The record is from RefSeq and is a predicted model, not a curated record. Gene Ontology annotation, cellular component: cyclin-dependent protein kinase holoenzyme complex; nucleus. Gene Ontology annotation, biological process: regulation of cyclin-dependent protein serine/threonine kinase activity. The transcript has a single exon. Gene Ontology annotation, molecular function: cyclin-dependent protein serine/threonine kinase regulator activity; protein kinase binding.